This is a messenger RNA of Pantherophis guttatus, 3310 nucleotides long. RefSeq names its product glycerophosphodiester phosphodiesterase 1 (gene GDE1). Lineage: Eukaryota; Metazoa; Chordata; Lepidosauria; Squamata; Colubridae. The record is from RefSeq and is a predicted model, not a curated record. Gene Ontology annotation, biological process: ethanolamine metabolic process; N-acylethanolamine metabolic process; phospholipid metabolic process. Gene Ontology annotation, molecular function: glycerophosphodiester phosphodiesterase activity. Gene Ontology annotation, cellular component: plasma membrane.
UGCUGAGGCGGCCUCCGCGGCGCUCGCCGCCCCUCAGCUUUGGCUCCUCCUGAGGCGGGGCGGCCGCCGCCAUGUUUUGCUACUGUGAGGGGCUGCUGGUGGCCUUCUCGACGGUGGUGCUGGCGACGCUGGUGCUGAGCCGGAGCGCCGCGCUGGCUUGCGCUCUGUCGGGCGGCUUCUACCUGGCGCUGCGUCUCUUUAGCCUGGAGCCCGUCGCCGCGCAGCGCGCCCAGCUGGUGGUGCAGCCCCGCGGGAACCCCGCCCGCAUCGCCCACCGUGGCGGCGGCCACGACGCGCCGGAGAACACGCUGGCCGCCAUCCGGCAGGCAGCUGAGAAUGGAGCCACAGGAGUGGAACUGGAUCUUGAAUUCACAGCAGAUGGAGUUCCUAUCCUGAUGCACGAUGAAACGGUGGACAGGACCACUGAUGGCUCUGGUAGUUUACGUCAAUUGACAUUUGCCGACAUUCGACAAUUUAAUCCAGCUGCUAAACAUAGAUUAUGGAGGGAUUAUCGUGGGGAAAAAAUACCAACCCUAAAAGAAGCUGUUAUGGAAAGUUUGCAUCAUGACCUCAUCAUCUACUUUGAUGUCAAGGGACACGCAGAUCAGGCGGUUGCAACCUUGACACAACUCUACCUAGAAUAUCCACGGCUGUACAACACCAGUGUGGUUUGCUCGUUUAUGCCAGAUGUUGUCUAUAAGAUGAAACAAGCUGACAGAAAUGUCAUAACAGCUCUGACCCACCGACCCUGGAGCUUCAGUCACUUCGGGGACGGGAAGCCUCGCUUUACAGUUCUUUGGAAACACUAUUUGUCUAUGGCCCUCGAUGUUAUCAUGGACUGGAGCAUGCACAACUUCCUCUGGCAUUUAUGUGGCGUUUCUGUUUUCCUGAUGCAGAAAAAUUAUGUUUCGCAGGACUACGUAAAUCGUUGGUCCUCUAAAGGGGUACACGUUGUCGCCUGGACCGUCAACACACUUGCCGAAAAAAUGUAUUACGAAAAUGUUCUCCAGACCACCUAUAUAACCGACAGCUUACUAGAGGAUUGCGACCCUCACUACUAGCUUGAUCUUCAACUGCCAAUUGGCUUCCUUAGGCAGACUGGAGUUCAGUGGGACUUUAUGAUUUUAUUUCACGAAGGCUGCAUCACUUCCCUCAGGGGAAGGAAAACGAUUACAUUUCAGGUUGCACCAAAUUCCUUCCCCUUUUUUUUUGCUGGGAUUGAGAUUUCUCACGACUAUCCCUUUUCCUCCAAGAAAGACUCGGCAUUUUUAGUCAAAUAGAUACAUGCAGCUUAAACAGGAAAAAAAAAAAACCCGAUAUGCUACAAGGUAGGCAGAAUUAAGAGGGUUGGGAAAUGAACUUUUUGGAAAACUCAUGAAUGCUCCAUUUUUCCCCUGGACUUUCCCUGGCCUCUGCUGCGCCAGCAGUGGUUGGGCAGUUUCCCAGAAGUAAAUCCUCUAAAUCAGAAAUGGUUUCAAGGCGUUCUGGAGUGGGGGAUCCAAGUUGCUUAACGCAUUGUAAGACGCCAUGAGUCUCCAGAGAAUGGCGGCAUAUAAAUCAAAUUUAAAAAAAAAAAAAAAGUUAUGGCAGCGCUGAAUGAAUGGUGGUUACAACCGAUCCUCGGAGGUCCAGCCAUCAAAGCGUUCCCACAGUCCCACAAAUGCAAUCUGGGUAGUUGGCAACCAGUUUGCCCUUACAGCCAGUUGCAGCGCCCCGCAUUCACAUGAUCACUGUUGCAACCUUCUCUGCCAGCUUCCCCAGAAAGUCAGUGGGGAAACCAGCAGAGAGGAUUGCAAGUUACCGAGAUAGGUUUCCCACGCCUAUGCGCCCUCCCUGCCCCCUUGUGCCACGCCACCCAUUUGUUCACCUUCCCCAACUGGCACUAUACCUCAUCCGCACCCCUUCACAUCCUUACCUCACCAACUCAUAUACCCUUCCUGACCCGUGCUAUGCUUCUCAUGUACCUCAUCACACCUUCCUCCAUGCCAUCAAGACACUCCCCUCCCCCCCUUGCUCCUUUUUUCUCCUUCCCAGCAGCAGCCAUUUACUCCUCUGGGCCUUGUAACUUCCUGCCAGCUUCCCUACUGACUUUGGUUGUGGGAAACCAACAGGAAGUUGCCUUACCUAAUGACCCUGGGAUUCAGUUAACGACGACAAUCAGGAGAGCAGGGAUUGCCAUUGCUAAGCGAUGCGGUGGCACUUUACAGCUGCAUCGCUUAGCGGCAGAAAUUCUGGCCCCAACUGCUGUUGUAAGUCGAGGACUACCUACGGGGUAGUACGGGGAGAAUACUUCCAACUAGUAUGCAAGUAUUUUCUCUCUCCCGCCCAUAAAUUCAAGGGCCAGUUUUGAUAAUGCAGUUAAUCUCUUCAUCAAUACGUAGCAAGGCAAUGUGCAAUAUAUUCUGAUGUGAUCGGGCAUUUAAUGAAAGCUGGGAGUGGGAGCUUUUCACAGCUGCCAGGGCUAGGAUGAUAAAAGUGAGGUGCAUUUAUUGCAGGUUUAAGAGUUAGCUUUCGUUGAAGCUUGCAUUUCUAACUUGAAAGAAACUUUUACAUUGCGUCUGUUCACAGAAACCUGAAACAGUUGUCUGGAUUGCAUUUUUCUUCAGUCAGUCCAGUCUUUUCAGAAUUGAGAUUUGCCCAAAAUCGAAAGAAUGCCAAUUAUUUGUAAGGAUUGUUUCCAUCAAGAUUGAAAGUGUCACUCUGUAAAACAUCACUUGUGUUAAAGAUUACAGCAAUAAAGGUUUUUUAAAACAACGUUUUGGAUCACUGCUGUAAUGGAAACCACUACUAGAAAAAAGGGAAAAACAGGGAUAAAUUAUCUCACGUAUUCUGGUUAUGUGAUUCUCUGAAAAUGUGACACUAAAAUGUUAACACUAGUGCAAAAACUGCUGCCUUAAGCUUUUGCAGUCAAGCACAAAUAAAAUUCUUGAUAUUUCUUACAAAAAUUCUUAAGCGGUCUCUAUGUUAAUUUGGAUGGAGCAGAAUCGGGCACUUAGCAACUGCCAUUCAUUUUGUUCUCAAAUAAAAGGUUAUUUAUCAUCAAUUGAUUUAAAGUGCAGCUGCUAGGUCAGGCAAAAUAUAUAUUUGUGGUUAUAAUAUUCCAAUAUUCAGUUCCCCCCCAUACACCACUAAGCACUGUUUAAACUGAAAUGAGCUGUAAAUCUGUUUCUGCCUUUCACCAUGCUGCUAUACAUGGAUUUUAAAAAAAAAUAAUAAUCAAUGUUUCUUUUAUUCUCUGUACUGUACAAAUCUCUAUAAUUUCUGUAAAAUAAAAAAUUCUGAGAAAGAAAUAAAUGUGGAGAGAAAAUAA